Molecule: messenger RNA, 8363 nt
Organism: Fukomys damarensis (Damara mole-rat)
Lineage: Eukaryota; Metazoa; Chordata; Mammalia; Rodentia; Bathyergidae
Gene: Scn5a
Product: sodium voltage-gated channel alpha subunit 5
Exons: 27
Coding region: 31-6078 (2015 amino acids)
Biological process (GO): regulation of heart rate; AV node cell action potential; neuronal action potential
Cellular component (GO): axon; voltage-gated sodium channel complex; plasma membrane
Molecular function (GO): voltage-gated sodium channel activity involved in cardiac muscle cell action potential
Source: RefSeq, a predicted model, not a curated record
CAGCCUGUGCCCCAGAAGCAGGAUGAGAAGAUGGCAAACUUCCUGUUACCUCGGGGCACCAGCAGCUUCCGCAGGUUCACACGAGAGUCCCUGGCGGCCAUUGAGAAGCGCAUGGCUGAGAAACAAGCCCGAGGCUCAGCCACCUCGCAGGAGAGCCGUGAGGGGCUGCCCGAAGAGGAGGCUCCCCGGCCCCAGCUGGACCUGCAGGCCUCCAAAAAGCUACCAGAUCUCUAUGGCAACCCACCCCGAGAGCUCAUCGGGGAGCCCCUGGAGGACCUGGACCCCUUCUACAGCACCCAAAAGACCUUCAUCGUACUGAAUAAGGGCAAGACCAUCUUCCGGUUCAGUGCCACCAAAGCCUUGUACGUCCUCAGUCCCUUCCACCCUGUCCGCAGAGCAGCUGUGAAGAUCCUGGUUCACUCGCUCUUCAGCAUGCUCAUUAUGUGCACCAUCUUGACCAACUGCGUGUUCAUGGCCCAGCACGACCCUCCGCCCUGGACCAAGUAUGUUGAGUACACCUUCACUGCCAUCUAUACUUUUGAGUCUCUGGUCAAGAUUCUGGCUCGAGGCUUCUGUCUGCACUCAUUUACCUUUCUCCGGGACCCAUGGAACUGGCUGGACUUCAGUGUGAUCAUCAUGGCGUAUGUAUCAGAAAAUAUAAAGCUAGGCAAUUUGUCGGCUCUUCGAACUUUCAGGGUCCUGAGAGCUCUAAAAACUAUUUCAGUUAUCCCAGGCCUGAAGACCAUCGUGGGGGCCCUGAUCCAGUCUGUGAAGAAGCUGGCUGACGUGAUGGUUCUCACCGUCUUCUGCCUCAGUGUCUUCGCACUCAUUGGCCUGCAGCUCUUCAUGGGCAACCUGAGGCACAAGUGUGUGCGUAACUUCACAGCACUCAAUGACACCAAUGGCUCUGUGGAGGCUGAAGGCCUGGUCUGGGAGUCGCUGGACCUCUACCUCAAUGAUCCAGUUAAUUACCUGCUCAAGAAUGGCACCUCCGACGUACUGCUGUGUGGGAACAGCUCGGAUGCCGGGACAUGUCCUGAGGGCUACCGGUGCCUAAAGGCAGGCGAGAACCCUGACCACGGCUACACCAGCUUCGACUCCUUCGCCUGGGCCUUCCUCGCACUCUUCCGCCUGAUGACACAGGACUGCUGGGAGCGCCUCUACCAGCAGACCCUGAGGUCCGCAGGGAAGAUCUACAUGAUAUUUUUCAUGCUUGUCAUCUUCCUGGGCUCCUUCUACCUGGUGAACCUGAUCCUGGCUGUGGUUGCCAUGGCCUACGAGGAACAGAACCAAGCCACUAUUGCAGAGACGGAGGAGAAGGAAAAGCGCUUCCAGGAGGCCAUGGAGAUGCUCAAGAAAGAGCAUGAGGCCCUCACCAUCAGGGGUGUGGAUACUGUGUCCCGUAGCUCCUUGGAGAUGUCCCCUCUGGCCCCAGUAGUCAACCACGGGAGAAGAAGCAAGAGGAGAAAACGAAUGUCUUCGGGAACAGAGGACUGUGGAGAUGAGCGGUUUCCCAAGUCUGACUCAGAAGAUGGUCCCAGAGCAAUGAGUCGCCUCAGCCUCAGCAGGACGUCAGUGAAACCACGCUCCAGCCGAGGGAGCAUUUUCACCUUCCGCCGUUGGGACCUGGGGUCCGAGACCGACUUUGCAGAUGAUGAGAACAGCACAGCAGGGGACAGUGAGAGCCACCGCACAUCCCUGCUGGUGCCCUGGCCCCUGCGCUGGUCCACUGCCCAGGGACAGCCCAGUCCUGGAACCUCUGCUCCUAGCCAUGUCCUCAACAGCAAAAGAAACAGUGCUGUGGACUGCAAUGGGGUGGUCUCCUUGCUGGGGGCUGGUGACACCGAGGCCAUGUCCCCAGGGAGCCGCCUCCUCCGCCCCAUGAUGCUGGAGCACCCCCCGGACACGACCACACCUUCAGAGGAGCCAGGUGGGGCCCAGAUGCUGACCCCGCAGGCUCCAUGUGCAGAUGGCUUCGAGGAGCCGGGAGCACGGCAGCGAGCGCUCAGCGCAGCCAGCGUCCUCACCAGCGCCCUGGAAGAGUUGGAGGAGUCUCACCGCAAGUGCCCCCCGUGCUGGAACCGCUUUGCUGAGCGCUACCUGAUCUGGGAGUGCUGUCCUCUGUGGAUGUCCAUUAAGCAGAAAGUGAAGUUCGUGGUCAUGGACCCGUUCGCUGACCUCACCAUCACCAUGUGCAUCGUGCUCAACACGCUCUUCAUGGCGCUGGAGCACUACAACAUGACGAGCGAGUUCGAGGAGAUGCUGCAGGUUGGAAACUUGGUCUUCACAGGGAUCUUCACAGCAGAAAUGACCUUCAAGAUCAUCGCCCUCGACCCCUACUACUACUUCCAGCAGGGCUGGAACAUCUUUGACAGCAUCAUCGUUAUUCUUAGUCUCAUGGAGCUGGGCCUGUCCCGCAUGGGCAACCUGUCGGUGCUGCGCUCCUUCCGCCUGCUGCGGGUCUUCAAGCUGGCCAAGUCCUGGCCCACCCUGAACACGCUCAUCAAGAUCAUCGGGAACUCAGUGGGGGCGCUGGGGAACCUGACGCUGGUGUUGGCCAUCAUUGUGUUCAUCUUUGCUGUGGUGGGCAUGCAGCUCUUUGGCAAGAACUACUCAGAGCUGAGGCACCGCAUCAGUGACUCCGGCCUGCUGCCCCGCUGGCACAUGAUGGACUUCUUCCAUGCGUUCCUCAUCAUCUUCCGCAUCCUCUGUGGAGAGUGGAUCGAGACCAUGUGGGACUGCAUGGAGGUUUCUGGGCAGUCGUUAUGUCUGCUGGUCUUCUUACUUGUUAUGGUCAUUGGCAACCUAGUGGUCCUGAACCUCUUCCUGGCCUUGCUGCUCAGUUCCUUCAGUGCCGACAACCUCACGGCCCCCGACGAGGAUGGGGAAAUGAACAACCUGCAGCUGGCCCUGGCCCGCAUCCAGCGGGGUCUGCGUUUCAUCAAACGGACCACUUGGGACUUCUGCUGUGGGCUCCUGCGGCAGCGGCCUAAGAAGCCUGCAGCCCCAGCUCCCCGAAGCCAGCUGCCCAGCUGCAUGGCCAGCCCCAGCUCCCCACCACCCCCGGAAGUGGAGAAGGCACCCCCAGCCCGCAAGGAAACACGGUUUGAGGAGGGCGAGCAUGCUGGCCAGGGCCCCGCUGGGGAGCCAGAGCCCGUGUGCGUGCCCAUCGCUGUGGCCGAGUCAGACACAGAUGACCAGGAGGAGGAUGAUGAGAACAGCCUGGUCACCGAGGAAGAAUCCAGCAAGCAGCAGGAAUCCCAGCCUGUGUCUGCUGGCCCAGAGCCCCCCCGGGAGACCAGGGCCUGGAGCCAGGGGUCAGAGACCACCUCCUCAGAGGCCGAGGCCAGGGCGUCUCAGGGAGACUGGCGGCAGCAGCGGAAAGCAGAGCCCCGGGCCCCAGGGUGCAGUGAGACCCACGAGGAUAGUUACUCUGAAGGUAGCACAGCAGACAUGACCAACACUGCUGACCUCCUGGAGCAGAUCCCUGACCUCGGAGAGGACGUCAAGGAUCCAGAAGACUGCUUCACCGAAGGCUGCAUCCGGCGCUGUCCCUGCUGUGCAGUGGACACCACACAGGCCCCAGGGAAAGUCUGGUGGAGGCUGCGUAAGACCUGCUAUCGCAUCGUGGAGCACAGCUGGUUCGAGACAUUCAUCAUCUUCAUGAUCCUGCUCAGCAGUGGAGCGCUGGCCUUCGAGGACAUUUACCUGGAGGAGCGGAAGACCAUCAAAGUUCUGCUGGAGUACGCCGACAAGAUGUUCACCUACGUCUUCGUGCUGGAGAUGCUGCUCAAGUGGGUGGCCUAUGGCUUCAAGAAGUACUUCACCAAUGCCUGGUGCUGGCUCGACUUCCUCAUCGUGGACGUCUCACUGGUCAGCCUGGUGGCCAACACUCUGGGCUUUGCCGAGAUGGGCCCCAUCAAGUCGCUGAGGACACUGCGUGCCCUCCGCCCCCUGAGAGCCUUGUCACGAUUUGAGGGCAUGAGGGUGGUGGUCAAUGCCCUUGUGGGUGCCAUCCCAUCCAUCAUGAACGUCCUCCUCGUCUGCCUCAUCUUCUGGCUCAUCUUCAGCAUCAUGGGUGUGAACCUCUUCGCGGGCAAGUUUGGGAGGUGCAUCAACCAGACUGAGGGAGACCUGCCUCUGAACUACACCAUUGUGAACAACAAGAGCGAGUGCGAGUCCUUCAAUGUGACUGGCGAAUUGUACUGGACCAAAGUGAAGGUCAACUUUGACAACGUGGGGGCAGGGUACCUGGCCCUCCUGCAGGUGGCAACAUUUAAGGGCUGGAUGGACAUCAUGUAUGCAGCUGUGGACUCCAGAGGGUACGAAGAGCAGCCCCAGUGGGAGUACAACCUCUACAUGUACAUCUACUUUGUGGUUUUCAUCAUCUUCGGGUCCUUCUUCACCCUGAACCUUUUCAUUGGUGUCAUCAUUGACAACUUCAACCAACAGAAGAAAAAGUUAGGGGGCCAGGACAUCUUCAUGACAGAGGAGCAGAAGAAGUACUACAAUGCCAUGAAGAAGUUGGGCUCCAAGAAGCCCCAGAAGCCCAUCCCUCGGCCCCUGAACAAGUACCAGGGCUUCAUGUUUGACAUUGUGACCAAGCAGGCCUUCGAUGUCACCAUUAUGUUUCUUAUCUGCUUGAACAUGGUGACCAUGAUGGUGGAGACUGAUGACCAAAGCCCUGAGAAAGUGAACAUCUUGUCCAAGAUCAACCUGCUCUUCGUGGCCAUCUUCACAGGCGAGUGCAUUGUCAAGAUGACCGCCCUGCGCCACUAUUACUUCACCAACAGCUGGAACAUCUUCGACUUCGUGGUUGUCAUCCUCUCCAUCGUGGGCACAGUGCUGUCUGACAUCAUCCAGAAGUACUUCUUCUCCCCAACGCUCUUCCGAGUCAUCCGCCUGGCCCGGAUCGGCCGCAUCCUCCGGCUGAUCCGGGGGGCCAAGGGCAUCCGCACGCUGCUCUUCGCCCUCAUGAUGUCCCUGCCCGCCCUCUUCAACAUUGGGCUGCUGCUCUUCCUUGUCAUGUUCAUCUACUCCAUCUUCGGCAUGGCCAACUUCGCUUAUGUCAAGUGGGAGGCUGGCAUCGACGACAUGUUUAACUUCCAGACCUUUGCCAACAGCAUGCUGUGCCUCUUCCAGAUCACCACGUCGGCCGGCUGGGACGGCCUCCUCAGCCCCAUCCUCAACACGGGCCCCCCCUACUGCGACCCCAAUCUGCCCAACAGCAACGGCUCCCGGGGCAACUGUGGGAGCCCAGCCGUGGGCAUCCUCUUCUUCACCACCUACAUCAUCAUCUCCUUCCUCAUCGUGGUCAACAUGUACAUCGCCAUCAUCCUGGAGAACUUCAGUGUGGCCACAGAGGAGAGCACGGAACCCCUGAGCGAGGACGACUUUGACAUGUUCUAUGAGAUCUGGGAGAAGUUUGACCCAGAGGCCACCCAGUUCAUCGAGUACUCGGCUCUAUCUGACUUUGCUGACGCCCUGUCUGAGCCACUCCGAAUCGCCAAGCCCAACCAGAUCAGCCUCAUCAAUAUGGACCUGCCCAUGGUGAGCGGGGACCGCAUCCACUGCAUGGACAUCCUCUUUGCCUUCACCAAGAGGGUCCUGGGGGAGUCUGGGGAGAUGGAUGCCCUAAAGAUCCAGAUGGAAGAGAAGUUCAUGGCGGCCAACCCAUCCAAGAUCUCCUAUGAGCCCAUCACCACCACACUCCGGCGCAAGCACGAGGAGGUGUCAGCCACGGUCAUCCAGCGGGCCUUCCGGAGGCACCUGCUGCAGCGUUCUGUGAAACAUGCCUCCUUCCUCUUCCGCCAACAGGUGGGCAGUGGUGGCCUCUCCGAAGAGGAUGCCCCUGAGCGAGAGGGCCUCAUCGCCUACAUGUUGAACGAGAACUUCUCCCAGCGGGACAGGCCGCCCUCCAGCUCCUCCAUUUCCUCCACAUCCUUCCCGCCCUCCUAUGACAGUGUCACCAGGGCCACCAGCGAUAACCUCCAAGUGCGGAUGUCUGACUAUAGCCACAGUGAGGAUCUUGCGGACUUUCCCCCAUCCCUGGACAGGGACCGAGAGUCGAUAGUGUGAGCCUGGCUCCACCAGCCAAGACGCACACUCUUGCACCGUGGCAAAUCGGACUGCAGUCGAGACCAGCGUGCUGGAGCCUUCCUGGCCUUGGGCUUCAGGAGCGAGAGAUGGGCUUGGCCUGUGGAUCCACACAGCAGAGUUCUGUGGUGUUGUGUCAUCAGCCGGAAGCAGCGGAGGAGCCCUAUAGCACUAUUCUGGAGGCUAUGCCUGGAGCCCUGCACAAAUCAGGGGCCUGGCUAGUCAGGUGGCACCCUGGGCUCUGCAAAGCACUCGUCAUUGCAGCUGUUGAGGUGAAACACAAAACAGACUGUACGUGUUGUGAAUGAGCUUUCGUAAAUUUAUUAUAUUUGAUAUUUUUUUACUUGAGCAAAGGACUGAUGUUUUUUCUGUGGAUAUUGGCAGCAAUUCAUGCUGCAUCUUCUUAAUCCGGAAUAGGAGUGUCUAGGGAGCUGCUAGACUCUGUCCUCCAAGAGCAGAAUGCAGUAUAGCUCCCACAGGCCUUCCCCACCCAAAGGAGGGACAGGUCCUCUGCUGCUUGGGCUGACGCUCUUCAUUCACACACACACACGCACACACUCCUUCCACACGAGGCCAGGCCCAGGCCACAGAGGCCCAGACUGCCCUCAAGGGGUAUCAGUCACCUCUGUCCCCACCUCCUGAGUCCACGGAUGCAGUUUCUGCCAUUGGAGCUCAUUCUGGCCUUCCAUUCCCCCUGGGGUCCUGUUUUUCCCCUGUGUUUUUAUGCAGGCCACAAUGGUCAGUCCUACAAAAAUAAAAAGCUUCCAGAAGACUUGCCUGGGCCCCAGGGCUAGUCCCGGGCACGGAUGAUGGCCUUUCUUCCCUUCUGUAAGAGUAUUAACACUAAAACCCGCGGGAGUGAGGGCACCAGCCCAACUCACAGCUGGGCUUGCAGUUUGUCCUUGCUCCUGGAACCUGGCAGGCCAGGGACAAGCAGGCUGAGCCAUGAGGUCGAGGUUCAGUUUACCCAUUGUGCAGCUGUGUUGGCCUCCGGGCACGUGUGAAGGAAGCCGUUGCUGUCUGCCAGCCUCUCCCUGGGACUCUGGCCUUGUGGGGAGGGGAUCCUACCUGGGCCCUAGCUUUUUUCCAGAUGCAGCAUCAUGAAAUGGGGAGGGUAGGUUGGCUUCAUAGAAAAUGGCUCCCAGAUGGCCAGGCCUGGCUCUUGAUCCUGGGAGGGCACAAAAACCAUGAGCCUCUCUGGGAAAGGAGGCCAGUCUGAAGUGCCCACAUGCAGGACUGCCUUGUGACAGGGCUUGGGAUGUCCCAUAGGUCUUAUAAGAAGGCUUUUUCAGGGAAAAACACUUUACUAGUCCAAUUACCCCCAGGACCUCUAUAGCUGCUGACAAUCCUAUUUAGCAUAUGCAAAUCUUUUAAAGUAAAGCACUGUCGCCCCGAGGUGACAGGGUCGCUGGUGGAGCCUGAGCACACAGGAGUCCCACUGCCAGUUAGCCCCUCAGCAGAGCCGCCUCCUGCAAGGUUGGCCACCUCAGCCUCACCCACCUGCUCUCGGAUGGCUCUCCUCACCUACCUCGCCAUGCUAUCAGAGGGCCGGACCAUCACGAUGCGCACGGCAGUGCUGAAGGGAGCGUUGCCAGCGAGUAAAGUAUUAUGUUUCUUGUCGCCCCAGUUCCCUUGGUGGCAACCCUGCCCCCCACACACACUCCUAGAGCCUCCCCCAUGUACCCUUUGAGUCCAGCGUGGGGCUUGGUUUUAACUGUCCCAGUGACACUUUUCAGAGUGGAAAUCUUAUUUUUGUAGACCUGUGCUUUGCUCUCAAGGCUUGGAGAAGUGUGUCCCCUACUCCCCUGCCCACAGGAAUGCAGCCAGCCGGAAGGAGACUGUGGUCUGUGUUGUGGACAGCCUGGGAGCCUGGAGACAGGUGCUGGCCCUGGCUGUGGGUGGCACGAAGGGCGGGGCUGAGCUGGCUCCUAAGGUCGAUACAGCUCUCUCUUUUUCUCUAGAACUGCACAGUGACCAGCAGGAGGGGAGACUAAGGAGGGAGGGGGGAGGGACACGCCUCAAGUGCCAGAUGGUGUUGAACUAAUUGAGCACUUCUCACCAAACUUCGUGUAUAAAGAAAAUAACAUAUUUUUAAAACAAACCAAUAAAUGGCUUACAUGACCUGGUCUAGGCUCUGUUCUUAUACUCAGAUUUGAUAGGAUUGGUAGCAGCUCCUCAAGAAGGCUGUCAGGGGGCCUCCGCUGGAGAGAGGGGCACUGAGGUGGGGGGAUCCUAAGAACCGGGAGGAACUCCAGGUUGUUUUCCCU